Molecule: messenger RNA, 693 nt
Organism: Geodia barretti
Lineage: Eukaryota; Metazoa; Porifera; Demospongiae; Tetractinellida; Geodiidae
Source: the annotation of a GenBank genome assembly
AUGGAUGCAAAGAUUUUAAUUGUUGAAGAUGAACGCGAUAUCGCGGAUCUAUUACGAUAUAAUCUACAAGAAGCCGGUUUUGAAACAGAUUACGUCCGGAACGGCGCAGAUGCACUGCAUCGGGCUGUAGAAAAAACACCGGAUCUUAUCUUACUGGAUUUAAUGCUUCCAGAAGUAGAUGGAAUGAUCGUCUGUCGCUUAUUAAAGAACGACCCGAGGACUAAAAAUAUUCCUAUCGUGAUGGUAACAGCGAAAGCUGAAGAAAAAGAUAGGGUCGCUGGAUUAGAGCUCGGCGCGGAUGAUUAUAUCACAAAGCCCUUUAGUCCAAGGGAAGUAGUACUACGGGUGUCUGCUGUCCUGCGCCGUAUCCAAGUCGGCAAACAGACAGAAAACACCAAACGGAUCGAAACACAUGGGAUCACAAUCGAUCUCGACAAACAUCAGGUGCUAACCGAGAACGGUCCAAUCGACCUGACCGCUACCGAAUUUAAACUCAUUACGCUAUUCGCACGGUCACCCGGACGCGUCUUCACGCGCUAUAUUCUCAUGGACGUGAUAUGGGGACAGGACUAUUACGGCAUCGACCGGACGGUGGAUACGCAUGUUAGCCGCCUUCGACGCAAACUCGGCGAAUUCGGCAAACAUAUUGAAACGGUGCAUGGGGUCGGCUAUCGGUUUAAGGGAAGCAGCUAA